Messenger RNA from Helianthus annuus (common sunflower), 1559 nucleotides. Its product is annotated as esterase AGAP003155. The transcript has 7 exons. The coding region runs from base 585 to 1421 and encodes 278 amino acids. NCBI's taxonomy places the organism in Eukaryota, Viridiplantae, Streptophyta, Magnoliopsida, Asterales, Asteraceae. The record is from RefSeq and is a predicted model, not a curated record.
AAUAAAUAGAGAUGACAAAUGAUUUAAAAAGUAUAUCACAAAUUCAGAGAUAAAGAGAGAGGUGGAUCCUUCACCACAAACAAAAAAGGUUGUAGUUUUCUUAUCAAUAUAUUUUCUUGAUCCACUAAACGUUGUUUGAAAAUCGAAAUAUAUGUGUCAUUGAUUUUAAUAUGUUAAUUUUAGAGUUCAAUAUGUUUAUUAUUUAAGUUAUUUUGUCUUAUGUUUGUCACUAAACUUCACUUUUGUAACCGUUGUCGUCCAUCUAACUAACUCCUUUUCAUGUUUUCUUUGCUAAAACUUUAACUAAAAAACAUCAAAUUAUUAUUCUUCUUCGCUUUUCUGGCGACUCAACCUCGCUCAUAUUCUCUUGAGUCUAGAUCCCUCCUUAAAUCACCAAUUAGCUAACAACUACCAAUAUGUUAACUCGAUUGGGGAGGACCAGAGCUUCGAUUUUACACCAUUGCUUUGAUUGUUUUUCUUUUGUAGUCUUUUUAAUGUGUUCAGUUUGUCCAGAUAAUGUUUAAUGGUUGAUUGCAAAUACUUACUAAAAUUUUUAAUUCAGAUUAGAAAAUUAGUGGAGCAUUAUGAAAACACGGAUAAAAUGUAGUUUGCGGUUGUUUUGUUUAAUUUUGAUCAGUUUGUUUGCUUUGGAGAUAUACGCGUCUUCCCGCAUUGUGAGCGAUAUAAUCUAUGAGUCUUUUGAUGAAUCUUUUGAAGAGAGUUGGGUUGCGUCGAAGACGGAAGACUAUUUAGCAAAACACAAAGAUAUUCAAAAAAUGGAGAGUAACGAGACUCCAAAGAAACCAAGAUUUUUAUGCCUUCAUGGACAUGGCUCAAAUGCUACAUUACUUGAAGACCAUUUUAAAAACUGGCCAAAUUUUGUGCUCGAGAAAAUGGAUUUUGUAUACAUCAAUGGUCCAUUCCCCGUAGCCGAUGAGCUUUUCGAAUGGUACACCACGGAUGAGGAUUACAAGACUGAAAACUUUGAUGAAGGCAUAGCAUACAUUGAAGAUCGCAUGGUAGAGCUAGGACCAUUUGAUGGUGUGCUUGGUUUUUCUCAGGGAGCCUUUGUAGCUGGGGCAUUACCAGGAAUGCAGGCACAAGGUUUAUGUCUCACAAAGGUUGGGAAAAUCGAACAUGUUAUUAUAAUAUCGGGAGGCAAACUUGGAGGCACACUUCCCUCGCCAAAGCUGGCCGAAAACGCUUACUCUUCUCCGAUAAAUAUUCCGUCACUCCACAUUUACGUCUCCUCGUGUAUAGGUGAGACUGACGUUGUAAGGUUAUCUGCACCAAAACUCAUUGAAGCAUAUGUUGAUCCUCUCGUGAUAGUCCACCCUGGUGGUCAUGAAGUGCCAAAAUUAGAUGAAGAUGGAUUGAAGAUCAUGUUUGAGUUCCUUAAGAAAAUUAAUGCAAUUGCUUGAUGAAGCGGUUCUCUUGUGUUGAAAUACUCUUAUUUUAGAAAGUUUUAUAUAAUCGUUCAUGCAAAUGUUGUUCGUCUCCAAAAGUCAAUGUAAUAAUGGUAUAAAAUAUUAUAAUAAAUGCAAUAUGUGUGUAUACUA